Molecule: messenger RNA, 1961 nt
Organism: Apus apus (common swift)
Lineage: Eukaryota; Metazoa; Chordata; Aves; Apodiformes; Apodidae
Gene: WDR31
Product: WD repeat domain 31
Exons: 10
Coding region: 89-1153 (354 amino acids)
Molecular function (GO): protein binding
Source: RefSeq, a predicted model, not a curated record
GGGGACGGGAGCGCGGGCGCGGCCCUGGUGAUGUCUCAGGUGCCUGAGGUGCUGCUGCUGUAGUGGAGCUGUGCUGGUUGACAAGGCCAUGGGGAAACUGCAGAGUAAAAACAGCUUCACAGCCACCAAAUACAGGGCCGAUGGCUCCGCAGGAGAGCUGGGACCCUGCCGAGCCAGCCAGCAGCGCGGCCAGGCUGUCACCUCCCAGGCUGUCACCUCCCAGGCUGUCACCUCCCAGGCUGUCACCUCGGUGGCUGCUCUCCAGCCAGACCUGUGUGUGUGGGGAGGAAGGGACAAGAGCGUGGCUGUCUGCAGCUGGAGGUCUGGGGCUGAGCUGCACCGCUUCAUCGGCCACCAGCGGGAGGUCACCAAGGUCACCUCUGCCUCUGACUCAAGCAGAGUCUUCAGCGCAUCCCGGGACAAGACAGUGAUGAUGUGGGAGCUCCACAGGAGUUCAGGGCCAAGCCAGCACUUCCCAGGGCACGACCUGGUUGUUACUGGGCUGGCUGUGAGCCCGGAUGCCUCCCAGCUGUGCACGGGUUCACGAGACAACACGGUGUGCAAGUGGGACAUAGAGACUGGAGAGUGCCUGGCCCGAGCCACUAUCUCCAGGAAUCUGGUGACACAUCUGUGCUGGGUCCCUGGGGAGCCUUACGUGGUCCAGACCUCGGAGGAUAAAACCGUCAGGGUGUGGGACAGCCGGGAGCUGCGGGUGGCACUCGCCUUCCCGGCCAAGCGGCACAUCCAGACCUGCUGCGACGUGAGCCCCGACGGGCGGUUCUGCCUCAGCAGCAGCAGCGGCUGCGCCGGGGAGGGCGCCGAGGCCACCCUGUGGGACCUGCGGCAGAGCAGGAGGCACCUGUGUGAGUACCAGGGGCACCUCCAGACCACCAGCUCCUGCGUGUUCCUGCCGGGGGGCCCGGCCCGUGCCCCCAGCCUCGCCACCUCCUCCCAUGACAGCACCGUGAAGGUCUGGGACAGAGACACUGGAGCCUGCCUGGCCACUUUGUGCCUGGAGGGAGCGGGACAACUGGCCUCACUGGCCGCCUGUGCCAGCUCCAUGCUGCUCUGUGCCAGCUCCAACUCGGGAAUUCACCUACUCCAGCUCAGCGACGGCGCGGAGCGGGUGCUGCGGGAGGUGGCAGCGUUUUGAGCAUCGUAACCUCUGGGCAGACACAGCCCCACGUGGGGGACACAACUCCCUGAGAGCUCCCCCUGCAUCUGCAGCAGCAGGAGGGAUGGUGCCUGAUGUGUGCUCAGGUUGCCCAGGGAAGCUGUGGCUGCCCCAUCCCUGGCAGUGUUGAAGGGCAGGUUGGAUGGGGCUUGGAGCAGCCUGGGCUGGUGGGAGGUGUCCCUGCCCAUGCAGAGGGUAGAAGUAGAUGAUCUUUAAGGUCCUUCCAACCCAAACCAUCUGUGACUCUGUGAUAAGCUGUGGGGCAGCACUGAGGGGGACCAAGGCAGGAAACACUGGGGCUCCUGCCCUCACUCACGUGGAGCUGAGCAGGGGGUUAGGAACCCAGCACUGGGAGUAACCCAGGAACACGAGUGUAAAUGCAGACCAUUCACUGGUGUCCAAAAUUCAGAACCCAGCGGAGCCCCACAGGGGUCUAGGCUUGUACAAGAGGAGACUGAAAUAAAGAUUUUCCUGUGCUGGUUGCUGGCCUCCUGUCUUUCCCUUGGGAAUAAGCAGGAGCUGGCAGGCACCCCGUGGCAGAUGCCACCGUCACCACCUGGAAGGAGAAAGCCCACAACAUUCUGCUAGAAGAAAAAUAACUUGAGUGGGUUUGAGUUUUUCUUUUUCUUACAAAACCCUCUUCAGCUGCACUGCCAGUGCUGAGCUGAGCUGUGCUCACUCCCCAGGACAAGGACACCAGCUGCUCCCCAGCUGACACAGGGCAGGUGAAUGGCUCUUUUCUCCUGAAGGUUUUCAUGACAGCAAACAAACCAGACUGUGCUGGGCA